Messenger RNA from Pieris macdunnoughi, 1401 nucleotides. The record is from the annotation of a GenBank genome assembly. Lineage: Eukaryota; Metazoa; Arthropoda; Insecta; Lepidoptera; Pieridae.
AUGUCUAAGUGGAAGUUAUAUACUCCGGGGAGUAUUAUUAAUCAAAUCAUCUGUGCAUUACUGAUAUGUUUUCCUGUCUUCAGCUAUGGUACCUGUAUUGGAUGGAUGUCUCCAAUGACAUUACUUUUACAAUCAAAAAACUCACCGAAAGGCGUUCCUCUGACUGAUAUAGAGAUAUCAUGGAUGGCAUCUUUACCAUAUUUAACAUGUAUUCCUGCAACGUACCUAAUGGCAUAUAUGGGAGAUACAUUGGGAAGAAAAUCAACACUUCUGUUCAUGUCUGCUAUUAGUUUUACAAUCUGGACAUUAAAAAUCUGUUCAAUGAAUAUCUGGGUAUUCAUUGCUGCCCGUAUACUGGUCGGAAUCACCAUGGCUGGUGCCUGCGUCACUUGCCCCACUUAUAUCAAAGAGAUAAGUGAAGAUCGUAUACGAGGAGCUUUGGGAUGCUGGGGUGCAUUAUUCACGGCUGUCGGGUCUCUUUUUUCCUACAUCAUAGGAGACUAUCUUAGCUAUCAUCAGAUCCUGUAUGUGUUGGUGGCAUUUCCCAUGAUUCACUUCAUUGUGUUUCUUUUUAUGCCCGAUUCGCCGUCUUAUCUCGUCAAGGAAGGAAAGCUAGAGGAAGCAGUAAAAGCACUAGCGUGGCUACGAUGCAAGGACGGUUCGGAUCCCUCAAUACAAAUGGAACUAGAACGUCUCAUGAAGGAACAGAAAGAAGAUGAUGAGAAUAAACAAUUUAUGUUAAAAUCUAUUGUGACCGACAAAACUCUCUUCAAGGCGUUUCUCAUAGCCUUGGUAGCAGCAGUUUCUAGAGAGCUCUGUGGUGCGGUGCCAAUCCAAAACUUCGCAGGAGACAUUUUCAACCUGGCUUCAGAGGACAACUCUUCCUUUGCUCUAAGCCCGAACAAGCAAGCCAUGAUGUUGGGAGUGGUACAGCUGGGUGGAUCAUUGUUAGCAUCUAAUGUUGUUGAGAAAUGUGGUAGAAAGUGGUUAAUGGCAAUCACCUGCCUGGUAUCAGGACUGAGUAUGUGCGUGCUUGCGUCUUGGUUCCUGAUCAGAGAUUACAACAUUAUCACCUCCGCUUGGAUACCAGUAAUCACUCUGUGCCUGUGCAUAUUCUGUGAUGCAGCUGGAUUGAUGCCAAUAACCAUUGUCCUAACAGGAGAAAUAUUCUCAUUUAAGUACCGAGGAACAGUCCUAGCAACAACCAUGGCGAUCGCAUCAGUAGCAGACUUCUUCCAGCUUUUGUUCUUCAAGCCUCUCGCAAAUUCUAUUGGCGUGUUUUACGCGUUCUACUUUUUUGGUGCCAUGUGCCUUUUAACCGUAGUUUACGUGGUCCUCAAGCUGCCGGAAACCAAGAAUAGAUCAUUAGAAGAGAUCUAUGAAGAAUUGAAAAAAGCGUAA